Messenger RNA from Psammomys obesus (fat sand rat), 1762 nucleotides. RefSeq lists its product as uncharacterized. The record is from RefSeq and is a predicted model, not a curated record. The transcript has 2 exons. The coding region runs from base 1 to 372 and encodes 123 amino acids. Lineage: Eukaryota; Metazoa; Chordata; Mammalia; Rodentia; Muridae.
AUGCGGAGACCCCGAGGAGCAGCCCGGCCAGGCGUGGGCCCCGGGCGGCGGCGGCUAGCGGACUGCGUGGAUGGAGAAGCGGGCGGAGGGGACGGAGCGGACGAGCGCGGAGCCCGAGCGCGUGGAGCGGACGACGGAACCGGCGGCUCGGGCGGCGCGGGCUUAAGAGCCGCCAAGGAGGGCGGGGCCGGGGGCGGGGCGCUGCUCCUGGAACCCCGGGUCCCGAGCCGUCGGGGCUGCGCCCCCACCCUCGGAGUCGCCGACGCCUACGUGCACCGCCCCACGCCCCGGCCCCGAGCGUUCUUGUGGGACGUGCGCUCCUCUGCCUCUCCCCGUGUUCCAGAAGCUUCCACUCCUGCGGGCCCUGCCUAGAUCUCCUUGAUCUCCUUCUCUGCUGAACCGGAGAUAUGAGUCAUGAAGUCCAUGUACAUUGGAAAAUGAUGUCAUACAUGAAACUAAAUCAGCCAAGUGAAAAGAAAAAAAGCAGGCCAGAACCACAAAGAGAGCCAAAUCGUGCCUGGUAUUCUGAGAAGAUGAUUCUAGCAGAUGUUUUCUGACGAGUCAGAAUGAUGGAGACAGAGCCGUCUGCGCUGUGAGUCACCCCACGAGCCCGGGGGCCGACGUUUGUGGUGUCUGCAUUUACUGCUUCACUGAAGUCCAGUGCUGCAGCAUGUCCCCUGACAGAGAUAACACUAAAAUUCCAAUAAUUACGACAAGCCCUGUGGUAGUGUCACAUUUUCUUGUUCAACAGUAGUUUCUAACGAUUUCCUUCUGGUUCUCUUGUUUUUUUUUUUUUUUUUUUUUUUUCCUUACUUAAGUACUACCCCAAAGCCCCAUUGCCCUGAAGCUAAGAAAGCUCAAGAGGAAUAUUCUGCAAAUAUAAGGAGUGACUUGGAGUUGCCGCUUAGUCUUGGUUGGGAAGAAAGCCAGGACAUAAUCAGAAAGAAAAACUAAGAAAGGGCCUCUUAGAUGCCGCUAUGAAGAUCUUAGAGAGAGGGGCGUGAGGUUUAAUUUACAUUUUAUUUUUAGCCCGGGGGUUCAUGUGUGCUAUAGCAGCUGUGUGGGGGUCAAAGAACACCCUUGUAGAACUGAGUUAUUACUUUAUGAAUUUCAGGGAUGGCACUCAGCUCACAGACCUUUAACUCACUGAGCGGUUCCAUGACCCAGGGCCUGAGUUUGAUUUAUCCAAGAAAAUAUUGGGAUUUUUUUUUUCAUUAUACUAACUAAGUACUCAUGUCUGUGAAAGGAAGGCCACGAAUACAAGACAACUUCAUGAAGAAACUUAUGUUAGAAGCAUAGUCAAACAUGUUUGUGUCCUUCAACAGUGCCAGGAUUUAUUGAAAAAAAAAAAAUCAGUUCAGAAGGAUUGCCAAGUAAACCCACAUCCCUGACAGCCUAGUUUUACGUCAACUUGACACAGCUGUAGCCAUGUGUGAAGAAAGGCUCUCUCAACUGAGGAAAAUGACUCUGUAAUAUUGGCAUGUAAACAAGUCUGUACUGAUUUUCUUAAUUAGUGAAUGUCGUGGAAGAGCAAAGCCCAUUGCAAGUGGUGUCAUCCUUGGACUAGUGGCCCUGGAUGCUAGAAGAAAGGCUGAGCAAGCCGGAAGGAGCAAGCCAGUAAGGAGCACUACUGCAUGAUUAGAUCCUGCCUCCAGUUCCUGUCAUGACUUCUUUUGGUAAUGUGCUUGCCUGUUCGAUGGAAUAAACCCUUUCAUCCAUUAGUUGUGUUUUUAGCACAACAGUAGAAACUCUUAAGACAGCA